Phyllopteryx taeniolatus (common seadragon) is the source of this 1298-nucleotide messenger RNA. RefSeq names its product ras-related protein Rab-11B. The record is from RefSeq and is a predicted model, not a curated record. The coding region runs from base 193 to 849 and encodes 218 amino acids. The transcript has 5 exons. Gene Ontology annotation, biological process: constitutive secretory pathway; regulated exocytosis. Gene Ontology annotation, molecular function: GTPase activity; GTP binding. Gene Ontology annotation, cellular component: recycling endosome. NCBI's taxonomy places the organism in Eukaryota, Metazoa, Chordata, Actinopteri, Syngnathiformes, Syngnathidae.
UGCAGGGACUCCUCCCUCUGCAGAGUUGGGAGCUGCUGUGCCUUUCUGCAGCCCUGACAGCAAGCAUUGGCGCAUUAACAGUCCCGCCGCUAACCUUUACCAUUUUUUUCAGCUUCUUUUAAAGCCAUCUUUCCCUCCCAUACUUCACACAUCAUCGUCCGUGGGACAAGCGUCGGAACGGCCUCGUCUAGAAUGGGGAACCGAGACGAUGAAUACGAUUUCUUGUUCAAAGUUGUGUUAAUUGGAGACUCAGGUGUUGGUAAGAGCAACCUGCUCUCUCGAUUCACACGAAAUGAGUUCAACCUGGAAAGCAAAAGCACCAUUGGUGUGGAGUUUGCAACGCGCAGCAUUCAGGUGGACGGCAAGACGAUAAAGGCUCAGAUUUGGGACACUGCGGGACAGGAGCGCUACAGAGCCAUCACCUCGGCAUACUACAGAGGGGCCGUAGGGGCGCUCCUAGUGUACGACAUAGCCAAGCACCUGACCUACGAGAACGUGGAGCGCUGGCUGAAGGAGCUGAGGGACCACGCUGACAACAACAUCGUCAUCAUGCUGGUGGGCAACAAGAGCGACUUACGCCACCUCAGGGCCGUGCCCACAGACGAGGCCCGCGCCUUCGCAGAGAAAAACAACCUGUCAUUCAUAGAAACUUCAGCCUUGGACUCAACAAAUGUUGAAGAGGCAUUCAAGAAUAUCCUUACAGAAAUCUACCGCAUCGUUUCGCAGAAACAGAUCGCCGAGCGGUCAGCCCAUGACGAGUCCCCCGGAAAUAACGUGGUUGACAUCAGCGUGCCCCCGACCACGGACGGUCAAAGGGGGAGCAAGCUGCAGUGCUGUCAGAACCUGUAACCUGGGGCAACUGACCCUCUCACUAUUAGGGUGGAUUAUGAAUUGGGAUCCAGUGCUGGCAUGCUUCUGUCUUCCUGGGCUGCAAUAUAGUCUGAAAUCGGCGUUAUUUAGAUCCAGGGAAUGGGUUCAUGAGGCCACAGAAGGAAUUGAUUUUAAGGUGUAAUCUGACCCAGUUUCAGCCUGCUACAGUACAUUCUAGUGCAAAAGCUGGACUGCUGGUACCAAACAAGUGUGACUUAGCCAUGUUUGAAGUCUGUCUCUGGUAGAUGUUUGAGUAGUACCAGCACUCCAUUUUUGCGUUCCACUUCUCCUUGUUCAGUCAUCUCAAAAGUGGUAAUGAUGCUGCUGAUGCUUACUUCCUGUAAAAUAUUGUUUUUGUUGAUUAUUUUGAUAGCGUGUCUGCUCUCAUACAUUAUAUUAAUGCCAUGAAAAUAAAUUUUACAAUAUUA